Closterium sp. NIES-65 is the source of this 3132-nucleotide messenger RNA. The record is from the annotation of a GenBank genome assembly. Lineage: Eukaryota; Viridiplantae; Streptophyta; Zygnematophyceae; Desmidiales; Closteriaceae.
AUGUAUGCUGUGACCAUUAGUGAGGAGGGUGACUGUUACCGGUGUUUCCCGCCCGACCCGGGCAUUGGUACUGAUGCUCCAGGUGCCAGUGAGGCUUCUGCUCUAGGUGCCAGUGCGUCUGUGCUCUCAGGUGCUCGUGAGACUGCUCUCUCAGGUACUAGUGCGUCUGCGCUCUCAGGUACUGCGUCGGCUUCGGCCUCCCACACCUUCACUCUUGACUCUGGAGCGUCUCGCUCUUUCUUUCGGGACCGCACCACACUUACGCCGCUUAGUCGGCCGGUUGCGGUUUCCCUGGCUGACCCCUCUGGGGGUCCUGUCCUGGCUCGCUUCUCCACGGUCCUCCCGUGUCCGGCGGCUCCCUCUGGCACCUUGUCUGGUCUCUACCUCCCCUCGUUCUCUACGAACUUGGUGAGUGGUGCUGACCUACAGGAUGUGGGAGUCCACCAGUUCACCCCUGCUAGUCGGCGAGUGACGAACUGCACGGAGGCUAGCACGGGUCGUCACCUGGCUACGUUUACACGUCAGCCAGGGUCGAGCCUGUACACACUGACCACUGCUUCUCCUCCAGGUGCUGAGUCUGGUAGAGUCCCUUCGUCUGGUCAGGUGUUUGCUGCAGCGUCCAGGUCUGGUCCUGAGUCUGCCCCCUGUUCGUGUCGCCGUCUGUCUCACGAGACCCUCCUCUGGCACCACCGUCUUGGCCACCCCUCCCUGCUUCGGCUCAGAGGCAUGGCCUCCCGUCUUCUUGUGUCUGGUCUCCCCCGGUCUCUACCUCCCCUUCCUCAGAGCCUUGGCCCUGCCUGUGUCCCCUGUGUCGAGGGGCGCCAGCGUGCUGCCCCUCACUCCUCCCAGUUUCCUCCGACAGAGGCUCCGUUGCAGACGCUUCACAUGGACGUGUGGGGCCCUGCCCGCGUCCGUGGACAGGGUCACGAGUGCUACUUCCUGCUGGUGGUUGACGACUACUCGCGUUACACCACACUCUUCCCCUUGCGCAGCAAGGGUGAUGUCACUGAGGUGCUGAUCGACUGGAUCCGCGCAGCUCGUCUCCAGCUCAAGCAGAGCUUUGGCUCGGACUUUCCUGUGUUGCGUCUGCACUCGGACAGAGGCGGAGAGUUCUCCUCUGGCCUUCUGCGUGCCUACUGUCGUGCGCGAGGCAUCCGCCAGACCUUCACGCUUCCGGACUCCCCGCAGCAAAAUGGGAUUGCAGAGCGCCGCAUUGGCAUGGUCAUGGACGUCGCUCGUACGUCCAUGAUGCAUGCGGCUGCCCCCCAUUUUCUGUGGCCGUUUGCGGUCAGGUACGCAGCGCAUCAGAUCAACCUCCACCCCAGGGUCUCCAGGCCGGAGACCUCCCCAGCGCUGCUGUGGACGGGGAAGGUUGGCGAUGCGUCGGCGUUCCGGGUCUGGGGAUCUCGGGCGUUUGUCCGCGACUUGUCUCCGGACAAGCUGUCCCCUCGCGCUGCUCCCUGCGUCUUCCUGGGGUUCCCCCCCGACGCCCCUGGGUGGCAGUUCUACCACCCCACCUCUCGACGUGUUCUGUCCUCCCAGGACGUCACGUUCGACGAGUCGGUACCCUACUACCGCCUCUUCCCCUACCGCACUCCGUCCCUCCCCCCGCCCCUGCUCUUCUUGGUACCAGGUCCCCCCCCGGUAGACCCCCUCCCCCCUCAGGGUCCUGCCCCUUCAGGUGUGUCCCAGGUAGACGCGGUCGAGCCUGUCGAGGUCACUGGUGACUCUGGUGCUGCUGCGGGAGCUGAGCCUGGGGGUGCUGAGACUGGAGGUGCUACGCCUGCGGGUGCUGAGCCUGGGGGUGCGGAGUCUGGAGGUGCUGAGCCUGGGGGUGCUGAGCCUGGGGGUUCUGAGCCUGGGGGUGCUGAGCCUGGAGGUGCUGAGCCUGGGGGUACAGAGCCUGGGGGUGCUGUGCGUGGGGGUGCUGAGACUGGGGGUGCUCCGCCUGGAGGUGCUUCGUCUCGCCGAGAGCCACUCUCCCCUCAGGAGCUACGUGAGUGGUUUGCCAGGCGCUGGAGGCGUGCUGCUGGUGCUGGAGGUUCUUCGGCUGCAGAGGGUACUGCUGCCGAGCGUCGCGGCGGUGCUCGUACUGUGGGUGCUGGAGCUGCUGGGUCUGAGGGUUCUCCUGGAGCUGGUGCUGCUGAGGGUGUUGACGCUGAGACUGCCGCUGGAGGUCCGACUGGUGGUGCUCCUGGUGGUGCUGCUGGAGGUUCUGGAGCUACUGGAGGUGCUGCUGGAGCGGGUACUCCUGCUUGGGGUACUAGUGCAGUCCCUGCUGUUUUUGGCGUCGCCGCGCGGCCCCGGCCGUACUUCGUUCCGCUCCUGCAGCAGGUUCUUGGUCUUACACCUUCUCCUGGUCCUCCUCCUCCUCCCUUAGAGGGUCCACAGCUUGUCUCGUCACAGUCACAGCUACAGCCUGCCUCACCUUUGCCUGCUCCUUCUCCCUACGCUGGUCCGACUGGACGUCUUACUGAGCGUCGUGAGCCUGCGUCUCGUCCUGCGUCGCCUGUUCGUACUGCGCGCACUAGUGGUCGUGGUUCGCGACAGCGUCCGCCUCCUGUCCCUGGCACGCACCGGAUGUCUCUACGUCCGUCUACUGCUCCUCUGCGUGCCCCUUUGCCUUCUCCUCCUGCUUCCUCUCUUCCUGCUCUUGCCGACCAGGAGUCGGACUCUCUUCGUGCUGCCAGUCCUACUGUCACGCGUCUUCUUGCUACUGCUGUCACUGACCCUUCUUUCGAGUCUUCUGCUGCGUCUGCCCUUAUCGCUGAGCUCGUCGACUUUGCUGCGCGCUGUCGUCUAGACUACGCUGCUAGUCUUGUCGCUGAGUCUGAGUCUGCCUGUCCUCCGUCCGUCGGGGGUGAGUGUGCCCUUGGCACGGACGUCCUUGAGAAAAGGCAGGAGGAGUUCCAGUGUCUGGCCGCCGCUUCACCUCAUCUCGCGUUUGUACUGCUAGCCCCUGAGGGAGACCCGGAUGCACUAGACAUCCCGACUCCGCGCUCUUACGCGGAGGCGAUAGAGGGUCCCUACUCCUCUCAGUGGGUGAAGCGGCCGCGGGGUUCUCUGCCUGUCUUCAAGGCGCGUUACGUGGCUCGUGGCUUCAGUCACCGGCAGGGGGUUGACUACUUUUAG